AUGACACACCAGCAUCCACGUUAAGAUCGUACGGUUCACCAGCCCGUCACUAAAUCUUUCCGUGUGUGCUCAGAAGGAAGCCCGGUAUGAUUUUUUUAACCUCUCCGCCACAAACCACCACUCUACAAGCGGAGAGGUGAAACAUGCAACGACAUCCCCCUUCUAACUUCUCCUCUGCUGCCUGUCGGCUGGAGGUAAAGACAGUCAGCUGCAAAACCAUCCUUCGCCUUUUGAAAAUGCCAGAAAACUCUGCUAUCAAAGGUGAAAAGACUCUGUCGACAAGAGCUAGACGAUGCUUUUGCUUUUCAAUGCUGCUCCUCGUGACGACGACUUCGCUGCUCAUUUUCAACAAUUCAGACCUCCAAGUACCGUAUCCUCUGACCUUUUGGACAACGAGCUCAUGGUCCAGCCAGUCUUACAACAACGUGACCACAUCACUUGACAGAUACUUUGUGGCCUACCCACACCGGUACCAUUUCAUACGGGAUGAACCACACAGAUGCCUCCAGGAAAGCCCGUUCCUAGUCCUAAUGGUCCCAGUAGGACCCCACAACAGAGAGGCCCGAGACAUAAUCCGCAGCACAUGGGGGAAAGAAACCACGGUUCUGGGCCGAACGGUCAGCCUCUACUUCCUGCUGGGACUGUCCAAGGAGGAAAACGGUACAAAAGACCUACAGGAACAAAUUUUCCAGGAAAGCCGGAGACAUCGCGACAUUCUCCAGAGUGACUUCUUGGACAGCUACAAUAACCUCACCAUCAAAACCAUGGUCAUGUUCGAAUGGCUCAGCACUCAUUGCCCCAACACCUCUUACGCCAUGAAGGUCGACUCGGACGUGUUCCUCAACGUCCAGAACCUCGUCGACAUGCUUCUGAAAGCUCGCAAACAUCUCUACCUGACAGGGAUGACGGUCUGGGGUGCUCCUGUUCUUCGAGACCCCACCUCAAAGUGGUUCCUACCUUAUUCUGCGUACCCUGACCCAACGUAUCCCAUGUACGCUCUGGGAAUGGCCUAUGUGUUUUCUCUGGAUUUACCCAAGAAGAUAUUGGCGGCGUCUGCACAUGUUCGAGCCAUUUACAUUGAAGACGUGUAUGUGGGUCUGUGUAUGAGACAUUUGGGAAUCACACCGACGAAUCCUCCUCACAGUGGCUUGUUCAGGAACGAGGUGCCUUUUCUCAAAAGCAGCUGUUACUGGACAUCUGUCAUCACAACGUUACUGGAAAACUCUCAGCAGCUUUCGGACGUAUGGAGAACAUAUCAGACUCAAGUACAAAGUGACUGCUGAACACUUCCGCCUGUGCCUUACAAACA
Stegastes partitus (bicolor damselfish) is the source of this 1309-nucleotide messenger RNA. Its product is annotated as beta-1,3-galactosyltransferase 2-like. The coding region runs from base 144 to 1283 and encodes 379 amino acids. Gene Ontology annotation, molecular function: N-acetyl-beta-D-glucosaminide beta-(1,3)-galactosyltransferase activity. The transcript is spliced from 4 exons. Gene Ontology annotation, cellular component: Golgi membrane. The record is from RefSeq and is a predicted model, not a curated record. NCBI's taxonomy places the organism in Eukaryota, Metazoa, Chordata, Actinopteri, Pomacentridae. Gene Ontology annotation, biological process: protein O-linked glycosylation.